GUUUACCGGCUAUCAGAAACGGUUUUGUUUGUCAAAGGAGAAAAAAAAAAUCUUGUUUUCCUGACACUCCUACAGGUGCCCUAACCCUCGUGUAUUAGUGGUCUCCAGCAUGCAGUAAUUUAUUAACUAUAAGUACAAUAAUAAUAAUAAUAAUAAUAUGAUACAACCCCUACCUAAAUACAGUGUUUUAGUGGGGUCAGAGGAGUUUCAGGUCACCAGAUGGACAUUUACUGAAGCUUGAAAGUGUUGUAAUGCUGUUUAUAUCCGUCUUGUCCAUUUGGUCUGUCUCCAUGUGUUUAAGCUUUACGCUCUUUUUUUAUUGUUCCACCUGCAGAGAGGUUUAUAAACGUGGCAGUCUCUUUGGUUAGUAACUCCACGUGAUAAGUGAUUACCCAUACAGCAAAGUGGAGCUACAUUACCCCUCGCUUAAGCCAUUAUGCAAAAUGACGUGGUUGGAAAGUCGGCGAAAUUGCGUUUUUACGCUCCUCAUGCUUCAUAAAUCACGUUGUCCGUCUCCACUGUAGUGGAGAAUAACGUCGCUUAACUGUUUCCUUCCUGUUUGAAACAAUGAUCAAAUAUAAACACCAUUAAGCCAUAGUGCAGGGGGUGAUUUGUAUAGAAUUGGUUUACUUGAACUUUAUUGCAUCGCUGAGUGCCCCAUUAAGAUACCGUGGAAAGUGCCGUAAUCGCGUUUGAAGAACUCAAUGCAAAUAGCCUGUUGAAACACACUAUCAUGGUAUAAAAUAAAACACUGAGGUUUACCUGAAAAAUAGAAAAUCAGUCCCAUUGUGGCUCAAAAUGUGGCACAAACGUGGCAGGUGAGCUCGCGACUUGUGAGGGACACGCACCACGCGCACGCCGGUUUAAUUGAGUUCUGUUGCUCACUCCAACCUAAUUGGUUUACCACGAGAACGGUUGUUUAAUGGGGCGAAUACACACACUCAGACCCGCUGAAAGCUAAUGGCCAGCAAACAACGCCGAGAGUGCAGCGAGUGAAGCGACCAGCAGCGGCUCCGUGUUUGUUAUCGCCGAGGGCCCCAUCGUGCAGGGACUGUAAGCCCACGGGGCCAACUAAAUGGUGUUAAAUGAUGCAUUUACAGAAGUGUAAUGGGUACAUUUUAAAAGACACCAAGUCAGAGCCAGGUGCAAGACAAAUGAAAAAAAAGGGCUGAGGAAAUAGGCUAUGGUGUUAGAGCUUUUUAUCCAAGUUUCCAAGACAACUGUGUCCCCCAUCAAAGGCUCUUAUCUUGCAGGUCAACCAAUGUCUGCGCCCAUACCUAUCGAUUUAUCAGCCGCGGUGUGCAGACAAGAGAUAUAUCCAUAUAAAUUGUCGAUGGCUUUAGGCUGAAUCAGAUUAAUACGGAUCUGUGUGGAGGUAGGGUUCCACAGAUUCACCUGGGUAAACACAGGUGGAUGCAGGUAAACGCUGUGGUAUUUACAGAGUGGCAUUGAUUUACACGCUGACAGACGCUCUGGUUCAAAUUUGCUUAAAAAUCCCACAAGCUGCAGAAUAUCCUGGAAACUGAGAGCUAUAGCUAGGUCUGGCCUUUUGAGCAAACAGUGAAACCAAUGGUUUGGUCGCUGCAGAGUCACAUGGUGGCAGAGUGACACACCUGCGUGGAGCAGUAAGGGCCUUGCAGUUGCGCCAGAAGCAGGUGGAGCAGAAGGUGAGACGCCGAGGCAGGGCGCAGGUACGGUACAUGUGCGCGCAAACGGCCCCCACAGCCUCGGGUCCUCGGCAGCCAUGAAUCGGGAAGAUCAUUACUACCCUUCGCAGGUUUUUAAAGACCCCUGUGCCUACCAGAGAUCACAGGGUGAGGACUACAGCCACAGCCCGCCGUCCUGCCUCUACAUGAGCAGGCAGGUCCACUCCGUCUACACGCCGCCGUCCAUGGGAGCUUUGGAGCCGGCCAGCCUUCCUGACAUUACCCCCGCUUACAGUCUACCUAUGCGGGAGGAUCCAGGUGUUCCUCAGCUGCACCACCCGCAGGGGCUCCAGCAGCAGCCUCUCCCGCCUGCCGCAGGUUAUGGAGACACGGGGGAUCAGAACAGAUAUCACCUCCCUUUCCCCUGGAUGAAAACCACAAAAUCCCACUCACACACCUGGAAGGGACAGUGGGCAGGACCGUAUGUGAUGGAGACUGAGGAAAACAAACGCACAAGGACAGCAUACACGCGCGCCCAGCUGCUGGAGCUCGAGAAGGAGUUCCUGUUCAACCGCUACAUCUCUAGGCCGCGCCGCGUGGAGCUUGCUUUGACCCUGAGCCUCACCGAGCGCCACAUCAAGAUCUGGUUUCAGAACCGGCGCAUGAAGUGGAAGAAGGAGGAGGACCGAAGGAGGGCGAGGGGCGCCGACCCGGACCAGGACUCCUCCAUCACCUCUGGAGACCAGGCAGAGGCUGCGAGCGGGGUCCCUCAUGUCACUACGCCUCCUGUUUCCCCGCUACACGGCCACACUCUCUCCGCCUCUGGGCCCAGAGAGCCCGCCUAGACCCACAGGAGGCGCUUAUUCUAAAGACUAAACUCAUACUGCACGACGGAAACCCAACAGAAAUCGACCACAAGACCUGAUAGACCCCAUCUGAGUGGAAGCUUUAGGGUGGAAAAAGUGAAACCACUGGUAUCCUAGAAUUAGGAUGUGAGAUGACUAUAGUUCUCAUUUUCCAGGGACCCCCUUAAACUCCCUCAAGGACCACCGCAGCCACCUUUUAUUGGAUACCAUUGUCUGUCAUUUGCUGGACUGAAGGGACACUUCUUCAUCUCCCUUACAUGCUUUGAGAUUCUUUAGGCGCCAGAUGGCAUGCUGAGACAACCUUUAAGAGGCGGCGUAAAGAUGGACUCGCACAAACUGUGGUUGCAUGAGUUUCAAUGUGCCUUGUUUCUCAGACAUGUCAGUAGUGUACAAUCAGAUUUAUGAUGAAUGUACAUAUGCGAGAAUAUAUGUUUGCAAUAUUAGGCUAUCAAUGCUCAUUUGUAUAUAAGCCUAUAUGUUAUAUAUCAUUUCAAUUGUUAAAUUAGAAUAACUGAUCCACACGUGUUGUUUGAAUGAUUCAUUGUACAGAAUGAUGGAUGAAUAACUCACAUAAUACAUUUGGAAUAAACCAAAUA
Thunnus maccoyii (southern bluefin tuna) is the source of this 3108-nucleotide messenger RNA. RefSeq names its product pancreatic and duodenal homeobox 1 (gene pdx1). Gene Ontology annotation, biological process: type B pancreatic cell differentiation; regulation of transcription by RNA polymerase II. The transcript is spliced from 2 exons. The coding region runs from base 1745 to 2491 and encodes 248 amino acids. Gene Ontology annotation, molecular function: DNA-binding transcription factor activity, RNA polymerase II-specific; RNA polymerase II cis-regulatory region sequence-specific DNA binding. Gene Ontology annotation, cellular component: nucleus. The record is from RefSeq and is a predicted model, not a curated record. NCBI's taxonomy places the organism in Eukaryota, Metazoa, Chordata, Actinopteri, Scombriformes, Scombridae.